This is a messenger RNA of Armigeres subalbatus, 9418 nucleotides long. RefSeq names its product filamin-A (gene cher). Gene Ontology annotation, molecular function: actin filament binding. The coding region runs from base 390 to 8438 and encodes 2682 amino acids. The record is from RefSeq and is a predicted model, not a curated record. Gene Ontology annotation, biological process: actin cytoskeleton organization. NCBI's taxonomy places the organism in Eukaryota, Metazoa, Arthropoda, Insecta, Diptera, Culicidae. The transcript is spliced from 19 exons.
ACGGUGAAGUAUUCAAGAAGUGACUAAUCGAAGAAGAUAUCAUCAUCAUUUUAUCACGAUUGCAGUGAAAUGUUGAAGGUAUUGGUGACGUGAUUCGCGUGGCUGAGAGAAAGCUGCAGUGAUAUUAUUCAAAAGCAUCACUGCUGCAUCCAGACGGCGAAGUGAGGAUCGCGAGAGUCGCGAUCAGCGCCAUUCGUGGCAAUUAGUGUUGGUGCGGGAACGAUUAACAACAACAAGUGGUUUGUUUGACCGCCCGGUGUUUGUUGGUUGGAAGCCGGUUCGUUUCUGUGUAGAAGAGAAACAGAGAGUAAACAAAACUCGCUUUUGGUGUGUCGUGCCCGUCGCGUCGCCGGUUGGAUCGUAUACGAAGAGAGAAUUCCUUGAUAGCCAUGUACGGACGAUCGAGCAUAAAUUCCGUCGCUGGUGGUGGCGACGGCGGUGGCAGUGAUGGAGCCCGCGACAAGGGCGGCAGAGCCCAAAGCCCUGUCAGCAGCAGUAGUGGUGAUGGCUACGAUUCUUCGACGUCGUCGACUUCAUCAUCGUUAGUUGGAUCCGGACCGCGGUUAAGUCGAGACGUUCGUGGCAGUAUCUCUUCGUCUAAUCAAAACACCGGCAACGGUAGCAGUUGCACCUCCUCGUUUGACGGUCAAUUCUUUGGCCCCCGAAGUGUGGCGAAUCCGUCGGAGUCGUAUGAUCAUAACAUUUUAAAGAACCGGGCCAGUGUCCUCAGUCAACUGAGUAGCAUUUUCGGCCAGAGGGCCAUCAGCAGCAGAAGAAACAGUUUGGUGCAGCAACGGCAGAACCCUCAGGGUGCCCAGCCCCAGUACUACCAAGAGCUAACGGCCCAGCAGCAACCGCGCGAGUACGACGACCCGGAGGACGAGGAAGCGGAAAUGGAAGCGGAACGCGAACUGGCCGAGGAUGCCCAGUGGAAGCGGAUACAGCAGAACACCUUUACCCGCUGGGCCAACGAGCACCUCAAAAUCAUCGACAAGAACAUCGCCAGCCUGGAGUCCGAUCUCGCCGAUGGGCUUAAACUGAUCGCCCUGAUUGAGGUGCUGUCGCAGAAGCGCAUGAGCAAACACAACAAGCGGCCCACGUUCCGCAGCCAGAAGCUGGAGAAUGUGUCGGUGGCGCUGAAGUUUCUGCAGUGCGAGGGAAUCAAGAUCGUCAAUAUCGAUUCGUCGGACAUUGUCGACUGCAAGCUGAAGCUGAUCAUGGGUCUGAUAUGGACCCUGAUCUUGCACUACUCGAUCUCACUGCCAAUGUGGGAGGGCGACGACGGCGAGAAUCAAGCCAACGGAAACAACACAACCCCCAAGCAGCGACUGAUGAACUGGAUCCACCGGCUGGUGCCGGAUCUGCCGAUCAAUAAUUUCACCAACGAUUGGACCAGCGGCAAAGCCAUCGGUGCGCUGGUCGACGGAGUGGCACCGGGUCUGUGUCCCGAUUGGCCCCUUUGGGAUCCCAGAGAUGCCGUCCAGAAUGCAACCGAAGCCAUGGGUCUGGCCGAUGAUUGGCUUGAUGUCAGGCAGCUCAUCCGGCCCGAGGAAAUGGUCAAUCCGAACAUCGACGAACAGUCCAUGAUGACGUACCUUUCGCAGUAUCCGAAUGCUAAACUGAAGCAAGGGGCUCCUCUGCGGCCCAAAACCAACCCGAACAGUACUCCACCGCCGCGGGUUCGCGCGUACGGUCCUGGCAUCGAACCAACCGGGCCGGUUGUGGGAGCCCCAGCCAACUUCACCGUUGAAACGUUUUCCGCCGGCAAAGGAACCGUUGACGUGGCCGUCGUCAACCCGAACGGAAACUCCGAGAAGGUGGACUGCCGCUUCAACAACGACAAGAACCUCACCUAUUCGUGUUCGUACGUGCCGAAAAUCGAGGGCCAGCACAAGGUCUACGUCAAGUUCUGCGGCCGAGAUAUUCCCAAGAGCCCCUACGAGGUUUUGGUGGAUAGCCAAGCUGGUGAUCCGUCCAAGGUCACCGCCAGCGGCCCUGGCAUUCAACCUGACGGAGUCACCGUCAACAAGCAAACGUACUUCGAAAUUUCGACAAAGGAUGCCGGCAAGGGAGUUCCCGAAGUCAUUAUCCUCGAUCCUGCCAAUCACAAGACCUCAGUGGCGGCGAAACUUCGCCAGCUCGCACAGAACCAGUACCGCUGUGAGUACACCGCCAACCAGGUUGGACUACACUCGGUGAAUGUAUUCUACAAUGGACAACAGAUUAAGAACAGUCCAUUCGGAGUUAGGGUGGCCCCAGUUUGCGACCCCAAGAAGGUGCGAGCGAGUGGUCGUGGACUUCAGCCAGUUGGAGUACGAGUGAAUGACGACGAUUGUACUUUCCGUAUCUACACGGAGGGCGCAGGCGAAGGCAUCCCGGAAGUUAAGGUGUUCGGCCCUGGGGGUGUCGUUCCAGAGUACAGCAUCCGAAAGGUGGACGGUUCAACUUAUGAAGCUCAAUACAUUCCAUUGAAGGAGGGUCGCUAUAAGAUUCUGGUGCUGUUUGGCGGAGUGGAGAUUCCAAAAUCUCCCUUCGAAGUGAACGUUGGUCCGCAGAAGCAUACCGCAAUCGUUGCUUAUGGUCCGGGACUCAAAUCCGGCAUGGCCGGAAGCCCGGCAAGCUUCGUAGUGGAAACCAACGGUGAAACCGGUAAUCUAGGCUUCAGCAUAGCUGGACCCUCGCAAGCAGAGAUUGAAUGCCAUGACAACGGGGACGGUUCGGCUCUAGUCAAAUAUCACCCAACCGCUCCGGGCGAAUACGCUGUACAUAUUUUAUGCGACAACGAAGACAUCCCGAAGAGUCCUUACAUUGCCCACAUCUUGCCGAAGAUGGAUCACUUCCAUCCGGAGCUGGUAAAGGUGUCUGGACCUGGAAUCGAAAAGAACGGAAGCGUCAUUAUCAACAAGCCUACGGAAUUCACAGUGGACGCAACCAAGGCCGGAGAUGCUCCACUGGAGGUGAAGAUCAACGACGUGUUCGCCAAUACCAUUGAGCACAAGUUCAAGAAAAACGCGGAUGGAACUAAAAAGGUGCAAUAUACAGCCCCAACUGCUGAUCCCGUUACCGUCGAAGUGAACUUUGGAGGAGUCGCCAUCCCUGGAUCGCCAUUCCGUGUAAACGUGUCAACCCCGUUGGAUCCAUCCAAGGUUCAGUUCUUCGGACCCUGGCUAGAGUCCGGCAACCGACCUAACGCAGCUACUCACUUCAACGUCGACGCCAGAAACGCUGGCAACGGGCUACUGGAAGUCAAUCUCAUCCACGAAGAAACCAAGCAGAAAGUGCCAGUGCGCAUCAUCGAUAAUGAUGACAACACCUACGCCGUGGAAAUUAUUCCUCCAUUGGCUGGCACCUACACCACGAACCUGGUCUACGGUGGUCUCAACGUCCCGCUUGCUCCGAAAGUUUCCGUCAACCCGGCGGUUGAUGUCUCCAAGAUCAAAGUCGAUGGCUUGGAACCAACGGCACCGUUGAACAGUCUUCAACAGUUCCGAGUGAUUACGAAUGGCAUCGGCAAGGCCGACCUCGCCGUAACCAUCACCAGUCCGUCGGGGAAUCGCGUCAAAGCGCACGUCAUUCCCACAGCCGAAGGUUUCCUCGUCAAUUUCACUCCGACCCAGCUUGGAGAGUACCUUCUCAGUGUAAGUUUCGGUGGUACGCCGAUAACUCCCCAACCCUUCCGAUUGCAAUGUCUUGUUGGAUCCGACUCGCGUAAGGUUCAGGCCAGCGGGCCUGGUCUGGUUAAGGGCAUCAUCAACAGACCGGCGGAGUUCAUGAUCGAUACCAGAGGCGCCGGUCAGGGUGGACUUGGUGUUACCGUCGAAGGUCCCUGCGAAGCUGCCAUUAAUUGUAGGGAUAAUGGGGACGGGACGUGCAACGUGGCAUAUCUGCCUACGGAGAUCGGAGACUACACGAUCAACAUCACGUUUAACGACGACCACAUAGCCGGUUCUCCCUUCCAAGCGAUUAUCGUCCCUGAACCGAACUUAAGUCGCAUUAGGGUUUCCGGAAUCGGAAUCCAACCGCACGGUGUCAUCAUGAAUGCCCCGACCGACUUUAUGGUCGACAUGAGCAAGGUCGGAAAUGACGUGGACAAGAGCAAACUAUCGUGCAAUAUCUUCGAUCCACGGGGCAACGAAAUCCCGAGUAAGCUGGUCCCUUGUGACAAUAGCGACAUCUUCAAGAUUAUGUACACACCAUUUGAAGCGGGACGCCAUACCAUAGAUCUGCUGUACGACAAUGUGCCUGUUCCGGGAUCUCCGUUUGUCGUCAACGUUAAAUCCGGAUGCGAUCCAACCCGCUGUCGGGCGUACGGUCCUGGACUCGAACAUGCCUUGACCGAUCAGUCAGCCACUUUUACGGUAGAAACCCGUGGUGCUGGUGCGGGUGGUCUAUCACUCGCUAUUGAAGGACCUUCAGAAGCCAAAAUGAGUUGCACCGAUAAUCGUGAUGGAUCGUGCGAUGUGGAGUACGUUCCCACCGAGCCGGGAGAGUACGAUAUUACGAUUCGGUUCGCUGAAAAGCACAUCCCCGGAUCACCGUUCAAGGUUAUCGUCAACGAAGCGACCCGUCCCGAGAAGGUCAAGGUUUACGGCCCUGGAAUUGAACACGGACAAGUGUACGACGGAGUUCCGGCUGAGUUCUACAUCGAUUGUGGCCAGGCUGGACCAGGUGCGGUCGCUGUCAAACUGACUUCUUCCGACGGAAACCCAAUAAAGGUUCACGUCGAGGACAAGGGUGACGGUGUCUAUGCUGUUUCGUACAGUCCACCAAAGGAAGGUUCAGUGCUUACGGCUCAGGUUCGCUUUGCCGAGCAGGACGUCAGCUGCAGUCCGUUCGUCAUGACCGUCCAGCCUGCUCCCGCAGUUUCCUCUCCCGCCAAAGUCUACGGAGACGCUGCGACCAAAAAGAACCUUCCGGCAUCGUUGCCAGCCAAGUUCCAAAUUGACGCACCGAAAAAGGGCACCUCCGGAGCUUCCGGCAAGGAGGACAUCAACGUUAGUAUUAAGGGUCCCGACGGUAAGCCGCUCGUGCCGAAGAUGGAGCAGGUUGAGGACGGCACCUAUGCUGUGACGUUCGUUCCGGAUGAGUGCGGACCCUACAAUGUCAGUAUUAAGUGCGGAGGAAAGGACGUGGUGGGAUCGCCCUUCCUGUUGCAGGCCAUACCCACUGGGGAGGCAGAGAAAGUAAAACUAUUGGAGGCUAUUCCGACCAACCAGGAGUACGGCAAGAAGAAUCACGUGGCCGUUGAUGCGCGUGAGGCCGGAACCGGUGCAGUUACAUGCAAAAUUGUAUCCCACUCGGAAGCAGGGGAAGUCGACCUGGAGGUGAUCGAGAAGGACGGCUUCUUCGACAUAUUCUACACCCUGAAGGACCCGGGCGACUACGACCUGGACAUCAAAUUCGGCGGCCAGCACAUCCCCAACGGCACCUUCACCAUCAAGGCUGUUGAGAACGUCGAGCAGCAGGUGACGAGCACCACCAGCAGCACCACCAAAUCUUCAUCGGCUACCGUAUCGGAGAACCAGCAGAUCUACCAGCACCAGGAAUCGUAUGUAGAACAGGUCUCAUCAGUAUCAAAAUCCAAACUAAUCCAUCAGCAGACGGCGUGCGAAGAAUUCCUGGUUCGCGAACGCCAACUGGUUAACGGCAAGUACGAAAACGGCUUGAGUAACGGUCACCACACCACCAACGGUAAUCACGUGCAUUCGUCCUCGUCGACGACCUCGGUAAACGCCACCAACAACAGUAGCAGCAGUGUUAGCAAAACUAGUUCUUCGGCAGUACAGGAAACCUGCACCACUACCAGCCACCACAGCAGCAGCGCCGUCAGUAGCAGUGGUGCCAAUCGGUUGCGAGACUUCAAGCUCGAACGGUUGAAUCUUCCCCAGACCGGUGGUGCAGUGAGCGCCGAAGUCAAGAUGCCCAGCGGAGAAGUAGACAAGCCCGUCAUCGAUGACAACCACGACGGAACCGUGUCGAUCCGGUACGACCCGAAGGAGGAAGGCAUCCACGAGCUGGCCGUCAAGUACAAUGGCGAACACGUCCAGGGUUCUCCCUUCAAGUUCCACGUCGAUUCCAUCUCCAGCGGUUACGUGACGGCGUACGGUCCCGGGCUGACCCAUGGCGUCACCGGUGAACCCGCUCAGUUCACCAUCUCCACCAAGGGUGCCGGUGCCGGCGGUCUGCAGAUGGCCGUAGAAGGUCCCAGCAAGGCAGAUCAGAUCACCUACCACGACAACAAAGACGGAACCGUUUCGGUAUCCUACCUGCCAACAGCCCCCGGCGAGUACAAGAUCACCGUCCGCUUCGGUGACAAGCACAUCAAGGGUUCGCCGUACUUCGCCAAAAUCACUGGCGAAGGUCGUAAGCGUAACCAAAUCUCUGUCGGCUCCUGCUCGGAAGUCACCCUGCCCGGUGUGAUUUCCGAUCAGGAUCUGCGUUCGCUCAACGCUUCCAUCCAGGCACCUUCGGGACUGGAGGAGCCGUGCUUCCUGAAGCGCAUGCCCACCGGCAACAUUGGUAUCUCGUUCACGCCUCGUGAAAUUGGAGAACACACCGUGUCGGUCAAGCGACUCGGAAAGCACAUCGCCAACUCGCCUUUCAAGGUGAAUGUGAGCGAAAGGGAAGUCGGUGAUGCCAAGAAGGUUAUCGUCACCGGAAGUACUCUGCAGGAAGGUAAAACGCAUACCGAAAAUGUCUUCUCCGUGGAUACCCGAAACGCUGGCUACGGUGGUUUGUCGCUGUCUAUUGAAGGACCUAGCAAGGCCGAAAUUCAGUACACCGACAAGGACGACGGCACCCUCAACAUCUCCUACAAACCAAGUGAACCGGGCUACUACAUUGUCAAUCUGAAGUUCGCCGAUCACCACGUCAAUGGAUCGCCAUUCACCGUCAAGGUGUCCGGUGAAGGCACCAACCGACAACGUGAGAAGAUUCAACGGCAACGCGAAGCAGUUCCCGUCACCGAAGUUGGCAGUCAAUGCAAGCUCACAUUCAAGAUGCCAGGAAUCACCUCGUUCGAUCUUUCCGCCACUGUCACUUCACCCGGCGGCGUCUCCGAGGAUGCCGAAAUUCAGGAAAUCGAAGAUGGCCUCUACGCGGUACACUUCGUGCCAAAGGAGCUCGGCGUGCACACCGUUUCAGUCAAGUACAAGCAGAUCCAUAUUCCUGGAUCUCCAUUCCAGUUCACCGUCGGUCCGCUGAAGGAUACCGGUGCCCAUUUGGUGAAGGCCGGUGGACCAGGUCUGGAGCACGGCGAACAGGGAGUGCCGUGCGAGUUCAACGUGUGGACCCGCGAAGCCGGUGGCGGCACCCUUGCCAUCUCCGUCGAAGGCCCCAGCAAAGCCGAUAUCGAGUUCAAGGACCGGAAGGACGGCUCGUGCGAUGUUUCGUACGUCGUCAGCGAACCAGGUGACUACCGCAUCGGUCUGAAGUUCAAUGAUCGCCAUAUUCCGGACUCGCCGUUCAAGGUAUACGUGGCGCCAGCCAUGGGCGAAGCCCAUAAGUUGGAAAUCGCCCAGUUCCCAAGUGGCCCAGUGCAAGCUGACAAACCCGCGCAGUUCAUGGUGCGGAAGAACGGUGCCAAGGGAGAUCUAGAUGCUAAGGUUGUUGCCCCGUCGAACAACGAGGACGAUUGCUUCAUCCAGCUGAUCGACCAGGACCAAUACUCGGUACGAUUCUAUCCCCGCGAAAACGGAAUCCACGCCAUCCACGUGAAGUUCAACGGAGUGCACAUUCCCGGAUCGCCGUACCGCAUCAAGGUCGGCAAGGACGAUGUCGACCCGGCGGCGGUGCACGCUUCCGGUAAGGGUCUGGGCGAUGUCAAGACCGGCGAGAAAACCGACCUCAUCAUCGAUACCUGCAACGCUGGCGCUGGAACCAUGGCCGUAACCAUCGAUGGACCCUCGAAGGUAGCAAUGGACUGUACCGAGGUCGAGGAAGGCUACAAAGUGCGAUACACGCCGCUGCUAGCGGGCCACUACUACAUGACCAUCAAGUACAACCAGAUGCACAUCGUCGGAUCGCCGUUCAAGAUCAACUGCACAGGUGAAAAACUAGCGGAAGAAGGAGGUCAGGAAACGUCUUCGGUCGUAGUGGAAACGGUAGCCAAGGUAUCGAAGGGCGGCAACCGAGCCGGAGUCAUCCUACCCAUUUUCAAAUCGGACGCAACCAAAAUCCAAUCCAAGGGCAUGGGACUUAAGAAGGCAUACCUAGGCAAACAGAACCAGUUCACGUUGAACGCUGGAGAUGCAGGAAACAACAUCCUAUUCGUGGGUAUCUACGGACCAAAGGGCCCCUGCGAUGAAGUGUUCAUCAAGCACACCGGCCGCAACCAGUACCAGGUAAACUAUUUGGUCCGCGAGCGUGGCGACUACAUUCUGCUGGUGAAAUGGGGCGACGACCAUAUUCCCGGUUCCCCCUUCAAAGUCGAAGUGUAAUCCUCCCACUCUGGUCACACCGGAGCAACGUCAUCGCCAACGCCACGCCAUCGUCAUCGUCGUCCUUCCCCAGCCCCUGUCACCAUUUCAGAGAAAUGCGUCGUUGUGUGUGCGCGCGUUAUUAGUGCCUUUUCCCACAAAACACCACUUUAAACACUUUUACUUUUUAGGAAAAACCUUACCGAGAUCGGUUGAGAUCUCGGUAUCCGCCAUUUUUUUAUAAAUCUCGGUUGAAAGCCAACCACUUUUAACUACAUACUUAGGUCAAACCGUACGAGAGGGCCAGUCAGUUUCAUUUUAAGGUUCUCCACACUUGGGACAAGAAAAGUACAUUACGUUUUGUUCACGAAAGACAUGAUCGAAACACAGAACCAACAUCUCAACGUGCUGCAUUCGACCAACACUCGGUGCACUAAUACUUGUUUUUAGAUAGGGAAGUUCACAACCAGGCGGGACCUAUUACAGAGUUGUAACAGUCCGGCAAAACUACUACUUUACAAGAAAAAAAAAACAGUUUUCUCAGACAAACUAGCACGGGCCACCAAUUAACGAUACGAGACAAAGACAGAUACGCCUUUGAACACCCCAAUCAAAUGAGAUCGUAAAAUUCAUACGCAGCUAAACGACAGCAGGAAGCAAAGCGAGAAAGAAAGAGUAAACAUAUUAAUGUUAUUCUAGUUAUUAUUAUCAAUUUACGAUAAUGUUCGAUUAAGUUUAUUUUUCCAUGUCUUUUUAUGAUUUUAUUUCAUUGUUCUCGAUUGUUUUAAGUACAGCAUCACUAUUAUUUUCGCAUGUCCAUAUCUUUUAAUGUUUACAUUUUGUCUCAAAAAAUCUGUUCCCAUAUAUUUUAUCUAUAUGUUUACUUUACGUUGAAUCAUGUUUAAGAGCCAAGAAAGAAGAAAUAGUAGAUAUCAUCAUUAUUUAUUAUUUCUUUCGAAAGAAAAUCAUUUUAAAAAAUAUCGAAUAAACGUUUAAUAAUA